UGACAGAGCUCAACUGGACCGACUUUCACAUUCAGAGGUCUUUAGCAGGCACUUGGCAAGUCAAUCGCCUUGUUUUAUCACUGUUGUACACGGUUUAGGCAUAAGGCCAAGAUUGUACUCCGCAAAUGGACGCUCCAUCAACACCCGCAACCGCCGACUUCUCCUCGACGCCCCCGAAACGCACCAAGAUCGUCCUUCUUGGCGACCAGAGUGUCGGGAAGACCAGUCUCAUCACCAGAUUCAUGUACGAUACGUUUGACAACACCUACCAGGCCACCAUCGGUAUUGACUUCCUGAGCAAGACUAUGUACCUGGAGGACCGGACGGUGCGGUUACAAUUGUGGGACACUGCCGGACAGGAGCGCUUCCGUUCAUUAAUACCAUCGUACAUCCGAGAUUCGUCCGUAGCUAUAGUUGUGUAUGAUAUCACUAAUCGACAAUCCUUCCUUUCAACGUCAAAAUGGAUAGACGACGUUCGGUCAGAACGGGGGAACGAUGUCAUUAUUGUACUCGUCGGUAACAAGGCCGAUCUGUCGGAGAAACGCCAAGUCACUGUAGAAGAGGCAACUGCAAAAUCGACACAAAUGAACAUCAUGUUCAUGGAAACGUCAGCAAAAGCUGGACAUAAUGUAAAGAGCUUGUUCAAGAAGAUUGCUCUAUCAUUACCUGGGAUGGAGAAAGAAGGCCAAGCAGAUGCUCAGAAUACAAAAAUCGAUGUUACGACACAGCAGGCUGCCGCCGUACCAGAGGCAUCACAGUGCAAUUGCUGAUUCAGUGUUUUCCAUGUAAUGAUACGUACUACCCCCUCGUGAUACCUGUUUUACUUGCCCGUGUUGCAACGAGUAUGUUCUACUGCCGCUCUUCGUCCAUUACAGAUCAUUUGUGACACAAUGCAACGAACUCUCUUUUCUCACCGUUAACCCCCCUCAACCACGAUUCAUCGUGUUUCCCGCUCCGCGCGGAUUUGCAUCC
Molecule: messenger RNA, 972 nt
Organism: Suillus discolor
Lineage: Eukaryota; Fungi; Basidiomycota; Agaricomycetes; Boletales; Suillaceae
Product: GTP binding protein
Exons: 6
Coding region: 126-770 (214 amino acids)
Molecular function (GO): GTPase activity; GTP binding
Source: RefSeq, a predicted model, not a curated record